AUAUUCGACUGGCUGCGCAUGCUGUACCGCCGCAUGUCCUAUGUGGUCAAGCAGGGCUCGGCGCACUCCGACGCCUUCCUCUCGACGGUGGGAAUCCUGGCGGGCGACUCCGCCUCUCCCGGGCUGUGGAAUUUAUAUUUCUCUGACCUGGACAUCCCACCUCGGGCUGGAGACGUCUUCUUGGAUGGCAUCUGCGUCUCCCACGUGGAGCAGGCCGACGACGUCGCGCUCUUUUCCAUGGCAUGGAGGGACCUACAAAUGCAUGUGGAUACUUUCAGCGCCUGGUGCAAAUUCAACUUCGUCGUCAUCAGCACGACGAAAACCAAGUGCAUGGUCUUCGGAGGUCCCGCAGAUGCGGACUAUGUCAUCAACGUGGAUGGCGUCCCCUUGGACAUCGUCACCUCCUACAAGUACGUCGGCGUGACUAUACGCUCCGACCAUCGGAAUGUGUUUGCUACGCAUUAUGUCAUCAAGGCGAGCAAGGGAACGAGUGUUGGAAGAGCGGCUUUUUCGGUCGAAAGCAUCGUCGGUACCCUACCCGUGCGCGACGGGAAGACCAUAUACCUCGCACGUGUGGACCCGCAUCUCACUGCCGGGUGCGAGGUCGUCCUAGACAUGGACCCCGACGCGCUCAAGCUGCUGGUCAACUCACAGACCUCAUUCAUACGGAGGCUCUUUGGAGUCGGAUCACAGUCCAUCCUCGCGCCCCUACAUACGGAGACAGGAAUUCUACCAAUCGCAUUUCGGCGGCUACUGCUGGCGCUAGGCUACCUUCGUUACCUCCUUAGCCUCCCCCCAACACACUUGGCUGGUGCUGCUAUGCGCGACUCCAUGGCUCUCGCGAGCGCAUCGAGACCGGGGUGGUUCAAUGACCUGCGCAUAAUAGUCGGCCGCCUAUGCCCGGCCCUCACCCACGUGUGGGAGCGUCUGCGUUACCUCGAUGGCGUUGCAACCCUCAUCAAUGGCGUCGAGAGUACAGCGGGCGACAGACUCCGACAGGACCUGAGGACCGAUCACCGGCUGGUACUGCUGCAGGGACAAGGCGCAUUGGGUGGGAGUGGACCGUUGCCAAAGACACAUCGGUCCUACUUGGACGUGCACAUCCCCGCGCACCGGAAGGCGCUCACUCGCCUCAUGCUGUCAGAGCACCCGCUCGCAAUCGAACAAUUGCGACGCGUUUCGCGAUAUCGACCACGAUUCGAUCGCGACCUUCGCAUCUGCCGGCUGUGUCGGUCCGCGGUGGAGGAUGAGGUCCACGUUCUCCUGCAUUGCGAUGGUGACGACGACCUAGUGCAGCUCCGUGGUGAGUUGCUUGCAGGAUUACAAUGCUCCAUGCCGCGGUUAGAGCAGACAUACGACAAGGAGUUCAUACAGUCCGUUGUGGCAAGACCGCCUGCCGCUAUCGCCUCCUUUGCUCGUUUCGUCCACCGCGCUUUCCUGCGUGUAACCGCUACACCUUUGCUGCUACCGAACAAUGCGGACGUUUGACGUGGACUGGGAUAUCAGAGCGUAUGCGAUCGUGGUGUUCUGCCAGGUAGACAUUGGCUCGCAGUCUACUAGGGCGGAUAGGGCUGGCUCUGUUUAGGGCCCUCGCCUGAGAAGUCAUCUACCUACCUACCUACCUACCUUUGCU
This is a messenger RNA of Schizophyllum commune H4-8, 1633 nucleotides long. RefSeq lists its product as uncharacterized. The coding region runs from base 19 to 1488 and encodes 489 amino acids. The transcript is spliced from 2 exons. The record is from RefSeq and is a predicted model, not a curated record. Lineage: Eukaryota; Fungi; Basidiomycota; Agaricomycetes; Agaricales; Schizophyllaceae.